Molecule: messenger RNA, 1797 nt
Organism: Exophiala oligosperma
Lineage: Eukaryota; Fungi; Ascomycota; Eurotiomycetes; Chaetothyriales; Herpotrichiellaceae
Exons: 3
Coding region: 248-1522 (424 amino acids)
Source: RefSeq, a predicted model, not a curated record
GUUUGUGUCGUCAUGGACCACCAGGUUAGACCAGACUAGGGCUCACCACUGUAGUGACACAAAGCCCUCGGCUGUACGUUAUAGAUGUGGACGGCGGCAUGGAUAUAUAACCGCCGUGCCCCUGCGGCAUUUUCUUCCAGAAUCCUGGGUGGCUCGUGAGAUCUCUUCUGAACAAUUCCCUGCUACUUGAGCUGCAAUAUCACCUUUUAACAUCUCGCAGUCCACGCUCUCGACAGGUUUUGGCUUUAUGGAAUUGAUCCGGACACCCAUGGGUUCAACGUCCCGAGGCCCAACCCUCAACAAUGGGUUAAAUGGAGGAAACCGGUCAGUUUUGGUGUCUAAUAUGUCGCCUGACGACAUACAGACCUCUUAUGGAAGCUCUAGGUCACAUAACCAUAGGGGCGAAGUACACGACCAACUUUUAACUUCAAGGGCUGUAUCGUCUGCUUGUAGUAACAGAUACGACGAGGGCCAGUACCAACGAGGCCAAUACAGCAUCAGGUACGAAGACAAGGGACACCCGAACUACCGACGAUAUUCAGCCUCGGAGGAGCGCACUUUGACGACAGAGGUCUCUCCUUUCAGUAACAAGCACAACGAGGAACAUCGAGACAAGGAAAUCGACUCUCCUCCCUUGUACACCUCUUAUCCAAUGGGACCACCCCCGCUGCCAGCCAGUUAUCAUGCCCAGAAUGAGGAUAGCCACAGUUUCAGAAGUGACAAUGCUAAAUAUCGAGACGAGUAUCACCAAAGAGCUCUAGAGUCGCAGUUAAGAGCUAUUAACCAGCCCUCUUCCAGGUCAGAAUCAGGAUUUGGGGCCGCCCUCGAUAGACCUUUCCGUGUGCUUGCUCUUCCACAGAUAGACUACCGGGACGGAUCGCCCUUUCUGCGAGCAUACAGCCACGAGCUUCAGUUGUAUGGAGUCUCGGAGCAUGUUUUUUUCGAAGCCUUGGACGCGAUUAAUGUAGCUCGCGUUCCUAACCCAGAGAAUCAAGUCUUCCAGACAGGAGCCAAUAUUGCUAAAUUAUUUAUACCUGGAGGCGCCAAGCUUGGUCUCAUGGCUGGUCAGCUAGGUGUUGGGCUAGCAACCCGCAUUGGCCACUCAUCCCUGGUGGAUAGAGUCCUUUUAAAGAUCAACCUAGAGAUCUUUAUACCCAAUACUCUCGAAAUUUGUAUUUGCACCGCUAAAGAGGUCAACGCUGAGGUCGGCCUCUCCCCGAACGAGCCACGGAGAGAUUUCGUAUCUGGCCUUUCUCCGCAAGACAAAGUCACUACGUAUGGCGACCUUGUUGCCUCCUUGACUAGAGUUCUUCCGCCUGCUGAGAAUAUAGGUCGACAGGACUCAAUUGCUGGUCUUGGGAACUUCUUGAAUGGCCGCAGAACGAGGAAGAAGGUGGCAAAGGCAGAGAGACGCGACGCCUGGAAGAGGGGGGAGAACAAGAGGAUGAGCCAGCUUGAGUCCUCGCUCCAGUGGGUAAGUAGCAUAAGGAGCCAUUUUCCCUUUCUUCUUUAUGCCUUGUAGCCGGGCUUACAAGGUAUUCGCAGCUCAUGGUAAGACGUGCAUCACCUGGCACCGUGGAACAAUGGCAGAUGAUGCUGAGGCAAAGAAACCAAGAUUUGAACAAUGGUCAAGUACAUUAAUAGAUGUCUCCACGAGUGAACCCUGUAACCCCUGAGACUUCGACAACGUAAAGGCCUAAGCAAGGUCAAAAUGCUUGGGGCUCCAUGAGUCAUUCACGAUAGGAGAUCAGUAAAUUGAUAUCUCCGCCUUGUAUAAUUUGUAACUCCGCUCUUACG